This is a messenger RNA of Protopolystoma xenopodis, 177 nucleotides long. Lineage: Eukaryota; Metazoa; Platyhelminthes; Monogenea; Polystomatidea; Polystomatidae. The record is from the annotation of a GenBank genome assembly.
AUGCCCUCACAUUUUUGUGUGUGUGGUGAGAACACCGGUGAUCCUGCUCAAUUAAAAUUUUAUGCUUUCACCGACUACCAAGGAGAUAUGAAAAGUCUGGGCCCUAAACGGAAGCAAAUAAAGCAUCGAUCUUUGACCAGCCCCUCAUUGCCCGUUACAUUCAAUUCUGCAGGGUCA